GUAAUAAAGUAUCACUGCAUUCAAAAUCUGAAGUAAUAAUGAAACCGGAGUUAUUGUCCAAGGACGAAUUUUCUGAAAUGGAAAGUUGCAAACAACAGGACGUUAUAAUAAUAGCAUUUAAGAAGACUAAUUGGUCUCCGAAAGAAAGAAGAUUCAUUAGUUUUG
Molecule: messenger RNA, 165 nt
Organism: Dentiscutata erythropus
Lineage: Eukaryota; Fungi; Glomeromycota; Glomeromycetes; Diversisporales; Gigasporaceae
Source: the annotation of a GenBank genome assembly